GAGUCGCAUGGGAGCAUUUAGGCCUCGUAGUGUGGGCCAACACAAAGACACCAAGCUCAGCCGCAGCAGCCCUCAUGGCAACAACUGUAAUGUGGGAACCGUGUUUGGGUUAUCUCAGUCUCUUCUCCGGGAGCAGAGCUGCCUUCCUGCUGAACCCAACUCCACGGGCCUCCAGCAGCACCAGUCCAAAGACUAUGUUACCAUACAACUAGCUACUUAAUAAUGCAGCCUAGUAUGCCUUCCUGCAUGGAGAAAUACUCUUGUACUCUGUAGUUCUCUUCUGUAGUUCUCUUCUGUAGUUCUACCUCAAAGAGCAUGGCUUGAGUAGCUAAGACAAUCCCCCCUGCUGCACACUUAAGCUGUGCACUGCCUUAGAAAAGACUUUGUCUGCAUUGCUUAGGUUUUUCUGCCUGCCAAAUGCAAUAGAUGGUGCGACCAAGUUUGUCUGAGAUGAGUUUGUAUCGAUCGCUGGUCCUCCCUCCCGGCUCUAGACUAUAGCAGAGGACAACAGGUAAGAGGCAUGGUACUCUGCUGGCGCUACGAAGCUUUAAAGAUAUUUAGCUCUAAUUAAGUUUCUCCUCAGAGAGAGAGAGAGAGAGGAGGGGGGGGGGGAUAAAAGGCUCCCAGCAGCAGGAAUGCAGCACAGUAAUCAAUCAGGUUCCUCUACUGUUAGUGAUAGUGCUGCAGGUCCUACCCUCGUUCCCUCACAGGGAAAAUGGCCGCUCCUGGGCAUACAGACAGGGAGGAGUGUUGUGUUAUUCAAGAAGCCCUGACUUCACCUCAACCUGCCAUACUAGGAUCCGUGACCAGUAAAGUGGGGGAUAUCCCCAGUGCCAUAACUCCUCCAGUACCCCCAAUGCCCUGUGUAAGAGAAUGAUUGAUGACUGACACUUUAUCAUCUCACUUUUCUUGGUAUUAGGCUCUUUCAGCACCACUGGAGAGAGAUUUAUUGAGAACUUAUCUGAAAAGUAGCGUGCUUGGUGUGAAUAUUAUCAGCCUCAAGCUCUUAGCUAUGCCAGUGUGUGCUAUUGUAUGAAGGGUAACAUUCAAUUAACACUUGAUUUUACAUGGUAUUACAGUAGGUGGUUGUUGGGCUACAUGUUAUGAAUCUACUCGUUCAGCUUUUAGAAUGGAAAGAGUAAAGCCAGACAGAUGAACUGCACUGUCUGUCUCAGCUCAUCCCACUUGACUUGCUCUUGUUUCAUGUCUCAAAUAGGAAAGCUUAGAUUAUUAGAGCAUGAUGGCUAGCUAUGGUGGAUUGGUUGCCUGUUUCAAUCUUUUGGUGCAUAAAGCAUCUCAAAAGCUUAUUUGUCUCUCUGUCUCGCUCUCUCUUUCUUUCUCUCUCUCUCUCUCUCUCUCCCCUUCCCUUGCUCUCUCUCUCCCUCUCUCUCCAUCCCCUCCUCUCUCUCUCUCUCUCUCUCUUCCCCUCCUCUCUCCCCCUUCUCCCACCCUCUCUCCCCCUCUCCCCCCUCCCUCUCAGGUGUGUAAGGUUCUGAACACCACCAGUAUGAGUUGCUUUGCCCCGUCCCUGGUGGCAGAGUACCGUCCAGGUCUGGACACGGCCAAACACGCUGAUGAGUUUGGGUUCAUCUUCAACAACGUCCAGACUCUGCUGGUGUAUAACAACACCGCCUUCCUCUACUACCCCAACCCAUACUUUGAACCUCUCAGCACCAAUGGAGUCCUGGAACAGAAGCCUGGAUCGCCCAUCAUUCUCAAGGUAUGGCAGAAGGACAUGGGAUUGUAAUCAAUCAAUCAAUCAAUUAAAUUGAUUCAUAAAGCCCUUUUUACAGGGCCUUUACAGUAACUCUAUUUAGAAACCAAGAGAGGGUUUAGGGUAUUUGAAUGCAACCAUUAAUCUGCAGUUAUGCCUGAGGUAUAAACAUCCUAGUAUGGCAUUGUGUUCUACAGUAUAACUAUCAUAACAGCUGUACCAUAACAAACAAUACUUUAUUUUAAGUAAUAAUGUAAUUUAGCAGUUAGUACAAGUGUCCCCCUCUCAUCCCCCUCUCCUUGCUCUCCCCCCACAGGGCAGAAACCUGGUGCCCCAUGCCUCAGGGGGGGUGAAGCUCAACUACACUGUGUUGAUCGGGGUGACCCCCUGCUCUGUCACUGUGUCUGAGACCCAGCUGCUGUGUGAGCCCCCUAACCUUACGGGCCAGUACAAAGUCAUGGUACGUCAGUCAGUCUAUCCAAACACACGCAUGCACACAGGGGCUCACCACAUACACAUACACACCCACACAUACACAUACACACACACACACACACACACACCCUCUUCCUGUCUCUCUAUUCUGUGUGUCGGCGUGUCUAUGUGGUUUCUUUUCCAUAACGUUUGACCUGUAAUCUCCAUUGUUUUGGCACAUUUGUGGUUGUUCAUUCAGCUGAGAGAAACAGGUCAAAGAGGGAGCAGUGUGACUGGGCUCGAGCCGUCAAAAGGUUCUGUUAGAAUCCAUUGCAAUUAUUUCUACUAGUCUGCUCACUUAUUGAGUGCAAGCCCCCAGAACUUCACUCUUCACUCUCCUCGAUGACGGGGUGUGUUGGUGUGUGUGCAUUUGUGUUGUGUGUCUGUGUGUGUGUGUGUGUCUAUGCACAAUGUGUCUGUACACUGUAUGGGUUUAUUAAACUGAAUCUAAUGUGUGUGCGUGCAUGCCUGUGUGUGUGUGUUUGAAUGUGUGUAACUAUGUGUGUGUGUGAUAUUCAGGUCCAGGUGGGCGGUCUCCACGUGUCUCCGGGGUCAGUACACAUCCUGUCAGACAGCCUGCUCACACUCCCCGCCAUCGUCAGUAUCGCCGCCGGCGGAGGCCUCCUCCUCAUCAUCGUCAUCCUCGUCCUCAUCGCAUACAAACGCAAGUCGCGGGAGAAUGACCUCACCCUGAAGCGCCUGCAGAUGCAGAUGGACAACCUGGAGUCCCGGGUCGCCCUGGAGUGCAAGGAAGGUGGGUAACACUUUAUUUAGAUAGUCCAGCUGUAGAUGCUCUGCAGACUAGCAGUAGGCUAUCAGUAACAUUGAUAUGCAUCAAUGCAUCUAGGGAAAUCCAUAGACAUUCAACAAAUCAACCAUAGACUAUUAGUUGUAACUCAUAACACAAAUUAUCGUGUAGACUACGGAAGGUUAGUUAAGCCCAGAGACAACAAAGUAAUCCAAUUACAUUGGAAACUGACAUCAAAAUGUCUUUGACGAGUACUGCAAUUACGUUUGGUCCUCUUCUGCUCUACUUGGCUAUUUUUGAGACACUUUGAUUCCGGUCUCUUUGAAGGGCUAAUGACUGAGCUAGCUAGCUGAGUUCACAAUUUAAAUGGUGACAGUGAGAGUGCAUUGACUGGGCUCCACAAAGUCAUGGUAUAAUUUACAUUUACAUUUAAGUCAUUUAGCAGACACUCUUCUCCAGAGCGACUUACAGUUAGUGAGUGCAUACAUUGAAAGACACAAAUGGGUGUUUCUGCGUAGUAAGUCAGUUACUGGUACUGUGUGUUGCAUAAUGUAAUAUGAGGUAUUGUGAAUCUGGGUCAGUCAGUCAGGUUUUGUCUGACACACAUAGUCUCUGCUACUUCAGUUUGCCCUCUUUGUGACCACGAUCGUUGGACACUAUAUCCACAUGGUGCUUGUCUAUUGUUCACACCCACUGACUCAUUCACACACACACACUUACUUACAAACACUGACUCACACACUGAUUAAACACAAUGUUUUCCUAUGAACAGAUUUGGAAUGGCAUAUCAUCUUUAUUUCAUGCAGGCAUUUUCUGUAUCACGGAUGCACUGAACGCAUAGUGUGUGUGUGUGGCAUGUGUGUGUGUGGCAUGUGUGUUCUGGUCUGUGUGUGUGUGUGACAGUGUGUGUUUCAGUUUGUUGUAAAGGCAUGGUCUCGUUUAAGAUUGUUAGGCAGGCUUAGUUAAAGCCUGAUACAUCUGUGUUAGUUUUGAGCUCUAAUGUCCUACACACACACAAACACUCACACACACACUCACAAAGGCCCCUGCACACUAAAAAAUGUGGGUUCCUCAAGGGUUCUUUGGGAAGGGUAAUGGUUUUAUGUGGAACCAUACUGACCCAAAGAACCCUUUGAGGUUCCAAUGGUUCUUUGCAGUUAAAAAAAGUAUGUAGGGGCGGUGGCUCAUUCGAAUAUCUUGGGACAUGGUUUGCGCACAGCUCUUUUUGUGCAACCGUGAAUGAGUGUGUCAUUCUAGUUGAUCUAAUGUGUUGUGUUAUGCUAGUACAUGUUAAAUAUGACUAUGGCCAGUGACGGUGUCUUGGGAAAGACUCACGUAUGGCCUCGUGUCAAUUGAGAACGGUUGACUAAGUCAGUUGUUUGAUUUGAUUUGAUUUAGUUCUCAAUUCUCUCCUUAUGUUAUGUAUCCCCUCCAGUCACCCUGAACACAGCUUUACCACUCUGAAUGUAGAAUGUCCCAACAUAUUGAAUUAAAUGAUGUAUAGAAGACAGGUUGAUGUUUAUUGUCAUGAAUCUUGCCCUUGAGGCAGAACUGAGUGAUUUCCGCUAGAUGAGUACAGCUGCAAAGUCGAAAUUGUCUAUAUCGUAAAAGUUAAUGAAAACAAAAAUUAGCUUUUUGGUGUUAAUUUAAGGUUAGGGUUAGGCAUAAUGGUUAGCAGUGUGGUUAAGGUUAGGGUUAGGUUUAAAAAAAGGUUUUAUGACUUUGUGGCUGUGCCAGCUAGUGACCACUCUGUAGAGCUGCCUCCAUGGCAAGAUUAAUGACAAUAAAUACCAACCUGCGUAUAGAAGGUGGGACAUACAGAAUAAAUAGUAUACUAGAAGGGUAUAUCCUCCAAACAUAGGAGGUUGGUGGCACCUUAAUUGGGGAGGACGUGCUCGUGGGAAUGGCUGGAGCGGAAUAAGUGGAAUAGCAUCAAAUACAUCCAACAUAUGGUUUCCAUGUGUUUGAUGCCAUUCCAUUUGCUCCUUUCCAGCCAUUAUUAUGAGCCAUCCUCCCCUCAGCAGCCUCCACUAUCUCCAAAUGUCAUUGUCUUAUUAAUCUGGGUUGUGUCAGGGCAGUGGCAGACACGGCUGCAUGGGGCUACAGAGCUAAAGCCCUGGCCACAGACAGAAAGAUAGGCAGAAACACACACAUACACACACACAUACACACACACACAGGCGAGGAGACAGACCGAGAAGUCAUGUUUAAACCAAUAGCUGUGGUCAGGAGGAGUUUAGUGCCCAGAGGGUGGAUUUAGAGGGGCAGAUAGGUACCUGGGUUCCACUCCAGGGGUCUGAGUCUGAGCCCUGGGCUGGGGUAGCAGGGGGGCUGGGGGGCUGGGGGGUAGGCGGGAAAUAUAUGAUUGGCUGUAGAGAGGCCUCCCUCAGGGCAGAGCAAGACUCAGUCAGGAUGGGGCCAAUUAACCACCUCUCACCUGCAGCCUCUAACAGCGGGGGACUGACACACAGGAGCUCAGAUACUGUACAGUACAGCCAAUUUACUGGCCACCAGAAGUAAAUAUGUGUGUGUUUGGGGGGGUUGUUAUGUGUGUUGUGUGUGUGUGAGAGAGAGAGAGAGAGAGAGAGAGAGAGAGUUUUUCUUCCAUGAAGUGUGUCUUGGGUUCAGUGUCAGGAUCACCAUAGAGAAUGGGCAUACAUAUUAAUGCAUGUAGAUGUGCUCCAUGGUUUCAGAUAGAUUUUAAACUAGCAGGUCUGGAAUCAGUUGAUCUAUACUAACAGCCCUGCUCAUGUCUGCUCUCUCUACCCCCCCCCCCCCUCCAGCCUUUGCUGAGCUGCAGACGGACAUCAAUGAGCUGACCAGUGAUCUGGACAGAGCUGGUAUCCCUCACCUGGACUACAGGACCUACGCCAUGAGAGUCCUCUUCCCUGGCAUAGAGGACCACCCUGUUCUCAGAGAACUGGAGGUACAGAGAGAGUGGAGGGGGGAGAGGGAGAGGGAGAAAAAAUGGAGAGGGGGGAGGAAGUGGGAGAGUUUGAUAGGGAGAGAGUAAAAGAGAGGGGGGAGAGAGCGAGAAGAGAGAGAUGUGGGGGAGAGAGAGAAGAGAGAGAGAUGUGGGGGCGCGCGCGAGGCGCAGCUGUGCGGCGCGCGCGCCGCGUGCGCGAGAAGAGAGGCGGCGGAAGCGCGGCGAUGUGGGGAGAGAGAAGAGAGGGAGAGCUGGUGGUAGAGAGGCGCGCGGGUGUGGGGAGCGGCGAGGAGCGUGUGGGGGCGCGGCGCGAGGAGGAGCUUGGGAGGGGCGGGCGGGUAAGAAUUGAGAGAGAGGGGUUGAGAAUCGAUGGAGAAGUGAUAAAGAGAGAGAGAAUGAGGGAAUAGUGAGAGCUUCAACAUCACUCCCCUAAGGCAUGCCCUCCAUAAGCACCACAGUGCCCAGAGGGAGACUGAUACCAGCAUGCAGCUCUGCAGCUCUGCCUCUCUACCCUCUGGCCUCACACACACAGACAAACACACACACCAGCACCACACACACACACACAGCACACAGCACACAUACACACACAGGUUCCAGUACAGGGUCCCGGCGCGCGUCUAUUUCACCCACCAGCAGCUCCUUCAUCAGGAGUAAUGACGUGGGUAAUAUCCUGUUCACUGGCGGCCAUGGGACCCACCUCCUCUACUGGGGAAAAACUGACUGGAACACACUCAAUACACUCCCUUUUCAGUGUAACACACUGGGAUUCUUUAUAGGAGAGUACAGGGUGUGUUUGAGUUGCUGGAUGCGUUGACUUCAUAAGGGAUACAGAGACCUCAUUCAGGAGAAAGGUCUAAUAGGUACAAAGUAUGUCAUGUAGUAGUUAUGUCAAGCAUUUAACAAUCGGAAUGUGUAUAAACAUGUUUAAAAACCUCUUAACAGACUGCCACACAGAAUCUAUAUGUCGUCAUGUGGUACAGUAUUAACCCUUUGUAUCCUGUCCUGCCCUGUCCUAUGUGUGUAGGUGUCAGGUAACGGUCAGCUGAACACAGAGAAGGCUCUGAAGCUCUUCGCUCAGCUCAUCAACAACAAGGUGUUCCUGCUAACCUUCAUCAGAACUCUGGAGCUCCAGCGCUCCUUCUCCAUGCGUGACCGCGGCAACGUGGCAUCGCUCAUCAUGACCGCGCUGCAGGGCAAACUGGAGUACGCCACCGACGUGCUCAAACACCUGCUCUCCGACCUCAUCGAUAAGAACCUGGAGAGCAAGAACCACCCCAAGCUGCUGCUUCGCCGGUAGGAGACAUACACAUUCAUACACUGCUACACAGACACAUAUACAUGCACAAACGCAUUAUGUACACAUUAUGCAUGUACGCACAUACACACACAUCAAUGCACACACAUACACACACAUACUCACACAACUGCUAUGGGCAUACUGGAAGGGGAAGUAGAGAUAGUGGAGGUUGAAAACAGUGGGAGGAUGUUGAUUAAAGAUGGAUGCCUCAACGAGUGGAUCAGAAUGGUGCAUUCAUCUGCCACUUGUAUUGAUUCCAUUCAUCGAGAUAAUAAGUACUUCAUUUACAAUGGCAAGAGAUUCAUUUGAUCAACAAUGACUUCUCUUGUGUAGAAAUAUCCUUUGAAUUCUCAGCAAAGAUGGAAAGAGAGUUGUACCGAUUUAGGGUCUUAACUUGAGCCAGUUUGCAACAGCAGGAAAAUAAUCCUGCAGCAACAGGAAAUGUGAAUUAUUAUGUGGAUUAUAAUUAAUGGACAUUUUUGUAGGGUUUGAUACAUUUUUCGUAAAGGAAAAUCAAGUCUGAAAUUUUAAAGUGGAAAUUACAAACUUCAGAAGCCUUUUUAAACCUCAAAUACACUACAAGUUUUACAUUUCCAUUGCAGGAAAGUCCUCCUGCAACAGGGUGAUCAAAUGAUCUCAACUUCCCCAGUUCGAGGACAGGAAGACAAUCAGAGAUGGACGAGAGAAAGAAAAAGCAAAGGAAGACAGCAGAGCGCGAGCGAGAGAAGGAGAGAGAGAGAGAUGUGAAAGAAGAGAGAGAGGAGAGAGAGGGAGAGCGAGCAGAGAGAGAGGAGAGCGAGAGAGAGAGAGAGAGAAUGAUCGAUGGAUAUAGGCGAGUCGAGCUCUCAGCGAGAGAGAGAAAGAAAGAAGAGAGAGAGAGGAAAGGAAAGAAAACGAAAAUAGGAGGGAGAGAGAGGAGAGAGAGAGAGAGAGAGGGAGAGGAGAGCAGAAGGAAAAGAAGGAGAUAGAGAAAGGAAGAAAGAGAGGAGAGAGAGAGAGAGAGAGCGAGAGAGAAGGAAAGACAGAGAGAGAAAGGUAGUAGAGAGGAGAAGAGCGAGAGAGAGAGGAGAGAGAAAACAAACAAGAAGCGCUAAGCACACACCCACGAAUAUCGAGGAAUCUCAACUCAGUCAAUACCCCUUUCUGCUCUCCGGGGGCUCUCUCUCUUUUACCUUACUCUCUCUCCUCUAUCAUCUCUCUCUCUUCUAUCUCUCUCUCUCUAUCUCUGACUCUCUCUCUCUCUCUCUCUCUCCUUCCCUCUCCCGCUCUCUAUCUCUUUUCUUCCCUCCCCCUCUCUCUCUCUCUCUCCCUCCUCUCAGUCUUAGAGUCCACGGUUGUACCACUGUCAGUCUCACUUAUCCUCUAAACUCUUAAACUCUGGCUCCUCAUCAAACAUUCAGCAGCAGCUCAACUUUACUUCUCUCCUUCUGUCUCCUUCUGUCUCCUAUCUAGAUCGUUUUUUCCGCAGGACUCAGGCCGUUGUGCUAAAUCUUUUAGUGUAUCUUCGAGACUGUUUUAUAGGUGUAUGGAUGGGUUAGCAGGUGACGAGCAGAACAGUCCCAGUCCAUCCUUAACCCCAUCCCCAGUGUUGAUCACUCAGCUCCUGUUCUCUAGCCCAGCUGUGUGAGAAGGACACAAGGACUGGCCUCCUCAUAUGACAGACUAUUCUUAAUCCGGGGGGUGGGGGGUGGGGGGGGGGUAGCCUAUACUUUGUUUUGGCUCUCCUGUUUCAUUUUAUUUGUUCUGCUCUGAUGGCAGCUCAUCAAUUAGCAGCUGAUAACAGGAUGGCUGGGCCUGUUAUUCUGUUUAUGCCUGAACCCUCUCUACCUAUUAAUGAAUCUGCCUUCCAUCUCUUUCUGUCCUGAUGUAGUGUAUGGCUGUGUGCCAUGUCACAGUGAGAGGGAUAGUAGACAGCUAAGUGAGUCUACAGGUGGGCCAUAGGGAAGUGCAUGACUAAAAUGUAAUGUAAUGUAGGACUUUAGCAGAGGCUCCUGAUGGCUCCUUGGGAAGUGUAAAUAAAAUAUGUUGUAUCUCUAUAUCGGUGUCGUAAAUGGCACCCUAUUACCUACAUAGUGUACUACUUUUGACCAUUUGGGACGCAUCCUAAAUGUAGGCGUUGAACUGUACAGUAUCUGAGGCAGCAGGAGAAACUCUAUCAGUGACUCUCUAGUAGUGCAUGACUGUGUAGUAUGAAUUAUUACUGACUGUAACAGCACCGGACCUGGUCUGCAGGGUCAGAGGAGAGAGCCACCACACAUACAAGAAGUUACCUGGGUCACUGAGCCUACAGCUUCCUGGUUCUUUCUCAUCCAUAUUACAUAUGACAUAUAACAGGGGUACAUCAUGGUGGGUUGAGAGUGCACUGGCUGACAAGGCCCGCUCUGAAUGGCUCUAUCUGCUGCCCACGCCCACGCGCACACACACAUACACUGUGCUCUGCUGUAGCAGAAUGCAUUUCUGUAGUACUCACAGUAGAAUAUCCAUGACAUCCAUAACAGGGACCCUGUGGAUAUACAUGUAUAUGGGAGCUGUAAAAAUAACAAUAGCUGUCCCCAUGCUUUAGCGGGUUGUGGCUUUCAGUCCUGAAAUAUAUACAGUUGAAGUCGAAUGUUUACAAACACGUUAGCCAAAUAUAUUUAAACUCAGUUUUUCACAAUUCCUGACAUUUAAUCCUAGUAAAAAUUCCCUGUUUUAGGUCAGUUAGGAUCACCACUUUAUUUUAAGAUGGUGAAAUGUCAGAAUAAUAGUAGAGAGAAUGAUUUAUUUCAGCUUUUAUUUAUUUCAUCACAUUCCCAGUGGGUCAGAAGUUUACAUACACUCAAUUAAUAUUUGGGAGCAUUGGCUUUAAAUUGUUUAACUUGGGUCAAACGUUUCGGGUAGCCUUCCACAAGCUUCCCACAAUAAGUUGGGUGAAUUUUGGCCCAUUCCUCCUGACAGCUGGUAUAACUGAGUCAGGUUUGUAGGCCUCCUUGCUCGCACACACUUUUUCAGUUCUGCCCACAAAUGUUCUAUAGGAUUGAGGUCAGGGCUUUGUGAUGGCCACUCCAAUACCUUGACUUUGUUGUCCUUAAGCCAUUUUGCCACAACUUUGGAAGUAUGCUUGGGGUCAUUGUCCAUUUGGAAGACCCAUUUGCAACCAAGUUUUAACUUCCUGACUGAUGUCUUGAGAUGUUGCUUCAAUAUAUCCACAUAAUUUUCCUUCCUCAUGAUGCCAUCUAUUUUGUGAAGUGCACCAGUCCCUCCUGCAGCAAAGCACCCCCACAGCAUGAUGCUGCCACCCCCGUGCUUCACGGUUGGGAUGGUGUUCUUCGGCUUGCAAGCAACCCCCUUUUUCCUCCAAACAUAACUGUGGUCAUUAUGGCCAAACAGUUCUAUUUUUGUUUCAUCAGACCAGAGGACAUUUCUCCAAAAAGUACAAUCUUUGUCCCCAUGUGCAGUUGCAAACCGUAGUCUGGCUUUUUUAUGGUGUUUUUGGAGCAGUGGCUUCUUCCUUGCUGAGCGGCCUUUCAGGUUAUGUCGAUAUAGGACUCGUUUUACUGUGGAUAUAGAUACUUUUGUACCUGUUUCCUCCAGCAUCUUCACAAGGUCCUUUGCUGUUGUUCUGGGAUUGAUUUGCACUUUUAGCACCAAAGUACGUUAAUCUCUAGGAGACAGAACGCAUCUCCUUCCUGAGCGGUAUGACGGCUGCGUGGUCCCAUGGUGUUUAUACUUGUGUACUAUUGUUUGUACAGAUGAGCGUGGUACCUUUAGGCAUUUGUAAAAUACUCCCAAGGAUGAACCAGAAUUGUGGAGGUCUACAAUUUAUUGGUAGAGGUCUUGGCUGAAUUCUUUGGAUUUUCCCAUGAUGUCAAGCAAAGAGGCACUGAGUUUGAAGGUAGGCCUUGAAAUACAUUCACAGGUACACCUCCAAUUGACUCAAAUGAUGUCAAUUAGCCUACAGAAGCUUCUAAAGCCAUGACAUCAUUUUCAGGAAUUUUCCAAGCUGUUUAAAGGCACAGUUAACUUAGUGUAUGUAAACUUCUGACCCACUGGAAUUGUCAUACAGUGAAUUAUAAGUGAAAUAAUCUGUCUGUAAACAAUUGUUGGAAAAAUUACUUGGGUCAUGCACAAAGUAGAUGUCCUAACCGACUUGCCAAAACUAUAGUUCGUUAACAAGAAACUUGUGGAGUGGUUGAAAAACAAGUUUUAAUUACUCCAACCUAAGGGUAUGUAAACUUCCAACUUCAACUGUAUAUAUAUAUGGUCAAUAUAUUUCAAGAUAUAUGUGAGCCAAAUGUUUUCUCUGCAUUGCUCUGUCCAUAUAGUUUAGCUUUAGUUAGAUCAGGGUAUAUGGAGUAUGUAGCGUUGAGUUACUUGACACUAAAAGCAUAAACAUGCACACGUACUUUAAAAGCAGAUAGGAUGAGCAAAGCGAGACAAUAAUAAGCUAAUAAUAGUAUCCACCUAUAAUAAGGACACACUAAAGAGACACACAGGAUGCUUAAUGAAGAUAUACAGUUGUAGGUAUACACUUUAAAGACAGCACUGCCCGAAGGCAUUCCCACUCAUGUCAUGUAAGUACAUUUGUGUGUGUGCCUGUGUGCGGCAUGCGUGUGUGUUUGUGUGUGCGAAUGCCUGUGUAUAUGUGUAUGUGCACUCAUCGUGUGUGUCCGCUGACGUGUGUGUGUGUGUUGACCACAGACUUUAGCGGUGUGUGAGUGAGGCAAUAUUGGGGUAGCUAAGUGUCAAGGGGGGCUGGGGGCCUAGGGACGAGGAGGGCUGGAGGGCUUCUCUCUCAGACAGGUCAGCAAUAGGAUCUGAUGAGGCUGCUCCCAUACUGACUGAGACCUUUUAAUUAUUGAGCCAGUCUCCAGCAGAGCGCUCCAUUGAGAUGAUGGAGUGCCAUGCUAGCUAUUUCCCCAUCACCGCAGAGAGAGAGAUUGAGAGGAUAGUGAGAAAGGGGGAGAGAGCGAGUGGGAGGCAGAGUGAGAGAAAAGAAGCCAAAGGGAGAGAAGGAGGACGGAGAGGGAGAUGGGGGAGAGAGAGAUGAAAGCAGAGGGAGCGAGGCAGAGGAAGGGAAAACUAGGAGAGGGAGGAUGCCGAUGGGCACCAGUCUUGGCCACUGUGAUCUUGUCUGAAGGUGUUUCUGAGUUACCAGGGUGCAUUAGACAUGCAGCACGCCUGUUAACAUUGUAAUUAGCAUUUACUCUGCUCUCGCUUUCUCUCUCUCUCUCUCACACACACACACACACACACACACACACACGACUCUUUCUCUUUCAUCACACAUCUAGUUGAAGACGAGCUUCACAUCAAUAGGUCAGUAAUUUACUAACUGCUAGUAUUUGACAAUUUUAUCUAUUCUUCGUAGAUGUAUAAAUGAUUGACCAUUGAUCAAACAAAGUUUUGUUAACCUUAUACUCACCCUGUUACUACAACUUAAAUAUAAUACUACAUAUUGAGCUUAGGAAUAGGCUACUGAACCCCAUAUUUCUACCUGAGUAUUUCUUCGUAAAUGUCUCUCAGGGAAAGAAAGAGCAGGAUCUCAAUGAGUAAAGCUGCAUAAUAGGACUCACUACCUGAGGUCAGUUUGAGCUGGGUAGAAAAACAAACCAUGUUGUAUAUUAUUGGGAAAGUCAACAGAAUGGCACAGUGUACACACAGUCACACACACACAUACACACCACACACAGCAGACAUUGACUCCUGUCUACGGUUAUAUUAUGAGUGCAAUGAGGGGGUGGCGAUGUACUCAUCCCUGCCAGAGGCCUUAUGUUAUGUGUGUUAUUAUAGUUUCACAGUAGCAAAAACUACAAGCCCGUAGUCCACUCAGUAAUCUAACUCCACGUCCUAUUUCACCAUAUAACCAUUAGACCAAUACAAAGGAGCCAGAGAAUAGCUUCCGUGUACGGCCCAGAGAUACAGGCAAGGGUACAUCGACAAGCCAAGGUCAUGGCUUGAUAUAUUUAUACUUGCAUGUUGUUUUGAGGAUCCUUUUAGAUUCAGAGAGAAUGCUCUCCAAAUCAAUAUUUUAGGUCUAAAUGUGUUGUUCCCUUCCCUGACUGAAGUGGAGUCUUUCUACCUGUGAGUCUACAGCCCAAAACAUUAGAUUGUUUUCCCCCUAAGAGCUUUUUGAACAUGGUAUCUACGUUUUGACAAUCUGUUGACUUUAAACUACUUACUUUCCCAUUUCGAUGUGUUUAUCUGCUUUCAAACCUUUUAGUGAGACAAUUGUUUAGUUGUACAUUUUUUCUCUUUCUCUGUGUGUUUCUCUCUUUUUUUCUGUCUCUUUCUCACUCUCGUACUCUCCAUCUCUUCACCUAGCUUUAACCCUUUCUGUCUUUUUCUACAGACAUCCUUCAUAAGCCUUGUGUACUCAUUAAUGAUACAUUGCAUGAAUCUCUCACUUCAUCUCCUGUCCCUCUCUUUUUAUAGCUUUCUGUUUUCUCUCUCUCUCUCUCUUUUUAUAUCUCUCUGUCUCUCUCCCCCCAUCUAUUAAAUGGAACGACAGAGCAGUAGCUAGUUUCCUAUCGCCUUGAGUCUUUUCACUCUUUUUCUCUUCUGCGUUUUUCUAAUGAGAUUCCCGUCCAUGCGGAGCGCUGCUAGAAUGGGUUAUUAGGGAACUAGAAUGUUGUGUUUAGCACUAUCCCAUUGUAAAGACAUUCCACAGCCUACUAAUCUGUCCCCCUCAACCUAUUUACCAGCAUAAAGCCCCAGUCUUAAUGCACUAUAGGAUAAUGAAAAUCCUGAUGUUCAUUAAUGAAACUCAAUUAAAAGAGCGAGGGAAGUGGAGAUGGGAGGUAGGAGGGAUUGGGGGAGGAGGAGGGAAACAGAGUGAGGAGUCUCAGUGAACCAUUGAAAGGCCCCCGCACAAAAGCAUUUAUUUGACUUUCCUUCCACGGGGACUUGCUGAGCUUAUUAAAAUGCUUAAUCGCUUCCAUUAACUUCUUCAGAAUGGAGGGAAAUGUGCACAUUGUCCAAAAACAAAAUAUGUGUUGUUUUUUUCAGCUUGGAAACAGAGUAUGGAGGGUCUGUAUAAUUGUUGAGGAUGAAGACUUAGUAGAGAGUAGUAGUUGAGAUGAGAGAGGCAAUAGGUGGAUGCAUGUGCGUGUAAGUUGGUGUGUUUAUAGAAGAGGGCACAGUCAUCCACUCCUUCAGCUGUAAGUAUUGCCUCUCCAGCUCAUCCUGCAGCUGGAAUGGGGUGAAUAAAACUCCACCUUCCAUCGUCCUGCUGCAUCCCACUUCAAAUAAGCUGUCACUAAGUCCUCCAUCUACUGCAGUGGUCUGCAGCAGUCAUGAGGAAAUAGCCUCAAGCAGUUCGGAAUCACACAUCAACCACACAUCAAAACAAAGGGCUAAUGUGGAGAUAACCUCUAGCCUCUCGUCUUCCUCAGUCGCAGAAAAAUGGGACACAGUUCUUAGACCGUCGUCUCAUGGUCUUCUCUCCACACAAUGACAAGCUAGCUAGCUCAAUUAUCCCAUAAUAACGCUAAUCUCCCUUCAGGUCCAGAGUGUGAAUAGGUGUAAUCAUCUCGGCUCUAUUCACACUGUCUGUCCAUUUGUCUGUUCCUCUGUCUGUCUGUCUGUCCUUCCUAUUCAUGCUUACCAUAGGUUGGCGUGUUAAAUACCUGCCUGUAAUCCCCAUCCUACCUUAUCCCUCUCCUCAGAUCAGCCCUGUACACCACUGUUACAUUGUUACAGCCCGCCACCAUUUCCCCGCCCUCAGACUAACGUAAUCGUGGUCAUUUACCGGCACAUUUUCUCAAUGCCCCACCUAGUAAAUUGUCAACAAGCUCCUGUAUGGUGUAUGGCCCCUGCCUGUAGCUGAUGGGGGUGCAGAGGGGUGUGUUAUGGGGAUGGGGUGGGGGAUUUAGCAGGUGACAUGCACCAUGUUGUAAAGCAGCUCGGCGGUACUCGAGUACACGCACACACACACACACACACACACACACACACACACACACACACACACACACACACACAGAGAUACAGGAAAAUAUGCUAUUAGCAUGUCCAGGUUGGAGGCUGUGGUAAUAAGUGUCAGGGCUGAUGUUGUUAACAGGUAGAAUACAAACAGCUAUCACACAGCUGGACAAUAAUCAACAGCUGUGUGUGAAGCUUAGGCCUGCGAUGUGGAGAGAGGAGGGAGUUCGAGGAGGAAGACUGUGUGUGUUUAUGCUUUCCCGGCAUGGCUAGCCAUCUCUCAGAAGAUGUGUUGUGUUGGUAUUCAGGAGGAGUACUGUUGGUCCUCUGGAGGAGAUAGAGAGAGGGAGAGAGUAACCCUUUCAUCUGUUUUUCAUGCUUGUUAGCCACUCCUUUCUGUCUGCUUUUUGUUCUCUUUCUUAUUCCCCCUCUUUCUACUGUUUGCUUUUUCUUCUAGUGACUCCAGUUUUAUCCUCAAUCCUCCAUGUGCCCUCAAUUCCUCCAUGCUCCCUUAAACCUCCAUGUUCCCUCAUUCCUCCAUGUUCUGCCAUGAGAUGAUAUAGGAGCUAUUUGAGAAAGAAACUAAAAAAAACAUUAUUUUCCAUCUUUCUUCAGAACGGAGUCUGUUGCAGAGAAGAUGCUCACCAACUGGUUCGCCUUCCUUCUUCACAGGUUCCUCAAGGUGAGUCUAAUGCAACCUCCAGUUGAGCAGUUUUAGUAAAUCAGGGUUGUGGCAGUGAGAAUACAUUUUAUGUCGUUAAUCUGUGUGUUUUCUCUCUCUCUCUCUCUCUCUCCGUAUCGCCUCCAUCUCUCUCUCUAUCUCUCUCUCUCUGCUCUCUAUCGAUCUCUAUCCUCUCUUCUCUCUCAUAUAUCCUAUCUCUCAUCUCGCUCUCGCUAUAUAUCUCUCAUCUCUAUCUCCAGGAGUGGGCUGGGGAGCCUCUGUUCAUGCUGUACUGUGCCAUCAAGCAGCAGAUGGAGAAGGGGCCUAUAGACUGCAUCACUGGAGAGGCGCGCUACUCCCUUAGUGAAGACAAGCUCAUCAGACAGCAGAUCGAGUACAAAACCCUGGUCAGUACCACUCAGGCAAUCAGACAGAAACACACACUCACAAACAGUCAGACUCUACUGACUACAUAUUUCUCUUUCUCGCACACACAAACACACACACACACACACACACACACAUACACACCAUCAUGUUUUGCUUCCCUCUUUGUCCUGGAUAGCUAAUGAUCCUGUGGGUGCCAGUGCUGCUCCAACAGGAGAGCAGGGUUCUGUGGAGACAGAAACAGGAGCAC
Molecule: messenger RNA, 16362 nt
Organism: Coregonus sp. 'balchen'
Lineage: Eukaryota; Metazoa; Chordata; Actinopteri; Salmoniformes; Salmonidae
Source: the annotation of a GenBank genome assembly